This is a messenger RNA of Condylura cristata (star-nosed mole), 4117 nucleotides long. RefSeq names its product squamous cell carcinoma antigen recognized by T cells 3 (gene SART3). Gene Ontology annotation, molecular function: protein binding; RNA binding. Gene Ontology annotation, biological process: RNA processing. The transcript has 19 exons. The coding region runs from base 88 to 2979 and encodes 963 amino acids. Lineage: Eukaryota; Metazoa; Chordata; Mammalia; Eulipotyphla; Talpidae. The record is from RefSeq and is a predicted model, not a curated record.
UUGGGGCAGGCGCUCGCCGCGGGCAGCACAUGCCUUGGCGGGUCUUCCGAGGCCCAGUGAAGGCUCGAGAGGCGCUGGAGGAGCAAGAUGGCGACCGCGGCCGCAGCGUCGGCUUCGGAACCAGAGGCUGAGCCCGAGGCUGCGCCCGAGGUUGAGGGAGAGGAGGAUGAGGCGAAGGCCGCCAGGACGAGGAGGAAGGUGUUGUCCCGGGCCGUGGCCUCCGCGACGUACAAGACCCCGGGGCCAGGGUGGGACCAGCAGGAGGAAGGCGUGAGUGAGAGCGAUGGAGAUGAGGAGUACGCCAUGGCGUCCUCCGCGGAGAGCUCGCCCGGGGAGUACGAAUGGGAGUACGACGAAGAGGAGGAGAAGAACCAGCUGGAGAUCGAGCGUCUGGAGGAGCAGCUGUCUAUCAACGUCUAUGACUACAACUGCCACGUAGACCUGAUCAGGCUGCUGCGGCUGGAAGGGGAGCUCACCAAAGUGAGGAUGGCUCGUCAGAAGAUGAGCGAGAUUUUCCCUUUGACAGAAGAGCUCUGGCUGGAGUGGCUGCACGACGAGAUCAGCAUGGCCCUGGACGGCCCGGACCGAGAGCACGUGUACAGCCUCUUUGAGAAGGCUGUGAAGGAUUACAUCUGUCCGAACAUUUGGCUCGAAUAUGGCCAGUACUCAGUCGGUGGGAUUGGUCAGAAAGGUGGCCUAGAAAAAGUUCGCUCUGUGUUUGAAAGGGCGCUCUCGUCCGUCGGCUUGCACAUGACCAAAGGACUUGCCAUCUGGGAGGCUUACCGGGAGUUCGAAAGUGCCAUCGUGGAAGCUGCCCGGCUUGAGAAAGUCCACAGUCUGUUCCGGCGACAGCUGGCGAUCCCGCUCUAUGAUAUGGAGGCCACAUUUGCAGAGUAUGAAGAAUGGUCAGAAGACCCGAUACCAGAGUCAGUGAUUCAGAGCUAUAACAAAGCCCUCCAGCAGUUGGAGAAGUACAAGCCCUAUGAAGAGUCACUGCUGCAAGCAGAGGCGCCCAGGCUGGCGGAGUAUCAGGCGUAUAUCGAUUUCGAGAUGAAAGUCGGCGAUCCUGCUCGCAUUCAGUUGAUCUUCGAGCGCGCCCUGGUGGAGAACUGCCUUGUCCCAGACUUAUGGAUCCGCUACAGUCAGUUUCUUGAUCGGCAGCUGAAAGUGAAGGAUUUGGUUUUAUCUGUACACAGCCGUGCAGUUCGGAACUGCCCCUGGACCGUGGCGCUGUGGAGUCGGUACCUCUUGGCCAUGGAGAGACACGGAGUUGAUCAUCGAGUGAUUUCUGUGACGUUCGAGAAAGCUCUCAGUGCUGGCUUCAUUCAGGCCACUGAUUAUGUGGAGAUUUGGCAGGCUUACCUUGAUUACCUGAGGAGAAGGGUUGAUUUCAAACAAGACUCCAGUAAAGAGCUGGAAGAGUUGAGGUCUGCGUUCACUCGUGCUUUGGAGUAUCUGAAACAGGAGGUGGAAGAGCGUUUCAGCGAGAGUGGAGAUCCAAGCUGCAUGAUCAUGCAGAACUGGGCUAGGAUUGAGGCUCGACUGUGCAAUAAUAUGCAGAAGGCUCGGGAACUCUGGGAUAGCAUCAUGACCAAAGGAAACGCCAAGUUUGCCAACAUGUGGCUUGAAUAUUACAACCUGGAAAGAGCGCACGGCGACACCCAGCACUGCAGGAAGGCUCUGCACCGGGCCGUCCAGUGCACCAGCGACUACCCAGAGCACGUCUGUGAGGUGCUACUCACCAUGGAGCGGACAGAAGGAACCUUAGAAGACUGGGACAUGGCUGUCCAGAAAACUGAAACCCGUCUGGCCCGUGUUAACGAGCAGAGACUGAAGGCCGCGGAGAAGGAAGCAGCCCUUGCCCAGCAAGAAGAAGAAAAGGCUGAACAAUGGAAGAAGAACCGGGCUGAGAAGAAGGCGUUAAAAAAGAAGAAAAAGGCCAGAGGCGCAGAGAAGCGGGAAGCCGAUGAGGACGAUGAAAAAGAGUGGGGUGACGAUGAAGGAGAACAGCCUCCCAAACGAAGGAAGCUCGAGAACAGCGUUUCUGCAGCCGGAGCAGCACAGGACCUAGAAGCCGAGACCGGCCUCUUUGGGAAAAGUGCCCCCGUGGAUGCCGACCCCCCUUCACGGCAGAAGGAGCGGGCGGCCCUGAAGAGGGACCUGCCCAAGGUGCCCCACGACAGCAGUAAAGACAGCGUCACGGUCUUCGUCAGCAACCUGCCCUACAGCAUGGGGGAGCCGGAAGCGAAGCUCCGGCCGCUCUUCGAGGCCUGUGGGGAGGUGGUGGAGAUCCGCCCCAUCUUCAGUAACCGCGGCGAUUUCCGAGGCUACUGCUAUGUGCAGUUCAAAGAGGAGAAGUCGGCCCUGCAGGCGCUGCAGUUGGACCGGAAGAAUGUAGAAGGGCGACCAAUGUUUGUUUCCCCGUGUGUGGAUAAGAGCAAAAAUCCCGAUUUUAAGGUGUUCAGGUACAGCACCGCCCUGGAGAAGCACAAGCUGUUUGUCUCGGGUCUGCCUUUUUCCUGCACUAAAGAGGAACUCGAGGAGAUCUGUAAGGCUCAUGGCACAGUGAAGGACAUCAGGCUGGUGACCAACCGGGCCGGCAAACCGAAGGGUCUGGCCUAUGUGGAGUAUGAGAAUGAAUCCCAGGCUUCCCAGGCUGUGAUGAAGAUGGACGGCAUGACCAUCAAAGAGAAUGUCAUCAAAGUGGCCAUCAGUAAUCCCCCUCAAAGGAAACUUCCAGAGAAGUCAGAGGCAAGGAGAGCACCCGGUGGCCCCUUGGUGCCGCGACAGAUGUACGGAGCGCGGGGGAAGGGGAGGACCCAGCUCUCUCUGCUGCCUCGCGCCCUGCAACGCCCGGCCGCUGCCGCUCCGCAGGCCGAGAACGGCCCUGGCCCUCGGCCCGCAGUCGCCGCCUCGGCGCUCACCGAGGCGCCCAAGAUGUCCAAUGCGGACUUUGCCAAGUUGCUUCUGAGAAAGUGAACAGGACUCCGAGGGACGGGAAAUGCCUUACUUCCUGCUGGCCGCGCAGCCCAUCAGGUGCCCAGCUGUACCCUGGGUGAGGAGGGGCCUGCUGCCGCGCACCUCCCACACUUCCUCUUCUGCUUUAGGCGGACGGGGAGCAGCUGGCCGAGCGGAGCCACUUCACAGUUCCCUCACAUUGAGGGCGGUAGGAGGGACAGGAUCACUCCACACCAGGCAUAGGGUGUAGUUCCUGAGGUAUUUUGUCUUUCAAAGAGUGAGAAACAGAAGUGACACUCGAACACACUCUGCAGACCCGCUGGCCAGUUGUUUUCGGCCACUCUGGCCCCUUUUCUAAGACAGCUCUCACCCCGCGCAGCACACGUGCCCACACUCUUUUAAUGUUUAAAAGACAACGGCAGAUGCCAGUAAUUCACCAGAAUGGCCUAUUUGGGUAAAGGGUUGGGCUACCAGGAGUCGCAGGAAACACGUUUGAUGGAUUUUUGUUCAAGGGGCUGUGCGUUUUUAUAUUAUGUAUUUGUAAAUGCCAUGUCAGCCCACUGUUCCAUGUCUCCUAAAAGCAGACUCUUUGUGACGUUCGUUUGUACGGGACCCUGCGCGCCAGCUGCUGCCGACCGUUUUCUUUGCCUGGCGACUAGCGAACUGUGUUCUGUGUCGAAACUGCGUUACAGCCCUUCGGUUUUGUUUAAAUGCCAUGGCAAGAGCAAAUUUAAAUUCUCCCCAUUUAGCUCUUUGUUUAUGGAACUGAAGUUCUCCUAGAGAUUUCUUGCCACGUGGUACUCCGAUGUAAAUUCAGAUAUGGAUGAAUUUUGAGGUGGGUGUACCUUGCUUUACCUAAUAGAUGUGUAAAUAGAACUUUUGUAAGUCAACAUCUGUUGUUGCCUGGAUUUAAAUUAUUUCAGCUGUGAUACAACUUCGAGUUUUAAGCUUCUGUUUUUAGCCGCUUAAUACUUUAGCUUUCAAGCUUUUUGCCCCUCACCUUUUACCAAAUACUUAAUGCUUUGAAAACAUCAUUGCCAGUUCAGCAAGGAAAAUUGACUUUAAAGGCAUUCCACAUGGUGGAGUGAAAAAACCAGGGAAUCUUAUGUGUGUGCAUGUGUAGAACUGGGGUGUAGUCCAGAGGUGGGGGGGUGAAAGG